Messenger RNA from Heterocephalus glaber (naked mole-rat), 6903 nucleotides. It is a transcript of the gene Myo7b, whose product is annotated as myosin VIIB. Lineage: Eukaryota; Metazoa; Chordata; Mammalia; Rodentia; Bathyergidae. Gene Ontology annotation, cellular component: cytoskeleton; myosin complex. Gene Ontology annotation, molecular function: ATP binding; protein binding; cytoskeletal motor activity. The record is from RefSeq and is a predicted model, not a curated record.
UCAAAUCGGCCAAUGAGAAGACGCGACAGUAACGAGGCAAGGCGCGGCCGAAAUGGAGACUACUGGGAAAACUGAGCGGGAGUUCUGGUUUCGGAAGUUUCAUGGCAAUAAACACCAUCAAUGAUGAGUCUUUUCCUGCUGGUCUGAAGUUGUGGAUACUACCUGGCCCAGAAGGACUUUGGAUCCCAGGUCUGCCUGGCAUAGGAGCACCUAUCUCUGCUGAUCCAGGAGGGUGGAGUCAUUUCUUGGGCGACCAUGUGUGGCUAGACCCUCCCUCCACCGAUAAGAGCAAUGUGGCCAUCGGAGGCAUCAUCAAAGAAACAAAGCCAGGCAAGAUCUUGGUUGAGGAUGACGAGGGCAAGGAACACUGGAUCCAAGCAGAGGACCUUGGUGCCCUCAGCCCCAUGCAUCCCAACUCAGCUCAGGGUGUGGACGACAUGAUCCGCCUGGGAGAUUUGCAUGAGGCGGGUAUUGUGCACAACCUCCUGAUCCGCUACCAGCAGCAUAAGAUCUAUACCUACACAGGAUCCAUCCUGGUGGCCGUGAACCCAUUCCAGCUGCUGCCGCUAUACACCCUGGAACAGGUGCAGCUCUACUACGGCCGCCACGUGGGUGAGCUGCCCCCACAUGUCUUUGCCAUCGCCAACACUUGCUAUUUCAACCUGAGGAAGAACAAGAGGGACCAGUGCUGUAUCAUCAGCGGUGAGUCUGGGGCUGGGAAGACGGAGACCACCAAGCUCAUCCUGCAGUUCCUAGCCACUGUCAGUGGCCAGCAUUCAUGGAUUGAACAGCAGGUCCUGGAGGCCAAUCCCAUAUUGGAAGCCUUUGGAAAUGCCAAGACGGUCCACAAUGACAACUCCAGCCGCUUCGGGAAGUACAUCGACAUCUACAUCAACCCCAGUGGUGUGAUUGAGGGCGCACGGAUCGAGCAGUUCCUCCUGGAGAAGUCCCGGGUCUGCCACCAGGCCCUGGAGGAACGAAACUACCACAUCUUCUACUGCAUGCUCAUGGGGAUGAGUGAGGCAGAGAAGAAGCUGUUGGACUUGGGGACACCCUCCGAGUACCACUACCUGACCAUGGGAAACUGCACAACUGUCAAGGGGCUCAAUGAUACCAUGGACUAUGCUCACAUCCGCUCAGCCAUGAAGAUCCUCCUGUUCUCCGACUCCGAGAACUGGGACAUCAGCAAAUUGCUGGCAGCCAUUCUCCACCUGGGAAACAUAGAGUUUAUGGCUGCCAUCUUUGAGAACCUGGACUCCUCUGAAGUGAUGGAGACACCCACCUUUCCCAUCGUGGUGAAGUUGCUGGAGGUGGAGCACCAGCCACUCCGGGACUGUCUGAUCAAGCACACCAUCCUCAUCCGAGGGGAGUAUGUCACCAGGCCCCUGAACAUCGGCCAGGCCUCUGACCGCAGGGACGCCUUUGUCAAGGGCAUCUAUGGGCAUCUCUUCCUAUGGAUCGUCAAGAAGAUCAAUGCUGCGGUCUUCACACCACCAGCCCAGGACCCCAAAAUUGUGCGAAGAGCCAUCGGCCUCCUGGAUAUAUUUGGCUUUGAAAAUUUCCAGAACAAUAGCUUUGAGCAGCUCUGCAUCAACCUCGCCAAUGAGCACCUGCAGCAGUUCUUUGUGCAGCAUGUAUUCACUAUGGAGCAGGAGGAGUACCGCUCGGAGAACCUCACCUGGGACUACAUCCACUACACCAAUAACCAGCCCACCCUGGAUCUGCUGGCUCUCAAGCCCAUGAGUGUCAUCUCCCUCCUAGAUGAAGAGAGCCGCUUCCCAAAGGGGACAGAUCUCACCAUGCUGCAAAAACUGAACAAUGUCCAUACCAACAACAAGGCUUUCCUGAAACCCAAGAGCAUCCAUGAUGCCAGAUUUGGCAUUGCCCACUUUGCUGGUGAGGUGUACUACCAGACGAAAGGCUUCCUGGAGAAGAACCGAGAUGUGCUAAGCACAGAUAUCCUCACCCUCGUUCACUCCUCCAAAAACAAGUUCCUGAGGCAGAUAUUCAAUCUGGAGUCGGCAGAAACCAAGCUGGGCCAUGGCACCAUCCGUCAGGCAAAGACAGGAAGCCAGCUCUUCAAGUCUACAGACUCUGCCAAGCAGUCCCCGACCUUGGCAGGCCAGUUCAAGCAGUCACUGGAGCAGCUGAUGAAAAUCCUGACCAGAUGCCAGCCCUGCUUCGUCCGCUGCAUUAAACCCAAUGAGUAUAAGAAGCCCCUGCUCUUCAACCGGGAGCUAUGCCUCCGGCAGCUGCGCUACUCAGGCAUGAUGGAGACCGUGCGAAUCCGAAAGUCAGGCUUCCCAGUCCGCUACACGUUUGAGGAGUUCACACAGAGGUUCUGGGUGCUGCUGCCCACCACCCAGCGCACUCAGCUUCGAGACAAUUUCCGUCAGAUGACCCUGAGCAUUGCUGACCUGUGUGUGGAGUCAGACAAGGCCUGGAAAGUGGGAAAGACCAAAAUUUUCCUAAAGGACCACCAGGACACUCUGCUGGAGAUACAGAGGAGCCAGGCGCUGGACAGAGCUGCAGUCCGAAUCCAGAGAGUCCUUAGGGGCUACAAACACAGGAAGGAGUUCCUGAGGCAGAAGCAGGCAGCUGUGACCCUCCAGGCCAGGUGGCGAGGCUACUGCAACAGAAGAAAUUUCAAAAUGAUCCUGGUGGGCUUUGAACGCCUGCAGGCCAUUGCCCAGAGCCACAUACUGGCGAGACAGUUCCAGGCCAUGCGGCAGAGGAUGGUGCAACUGCAGGCCCGCUGCAGGGGCUACCUGGUGCGGAAGCAAGUCCAGGCUAAGAGGAGGGCAGUGGUGGUCAUCCAGGCACACACCCGGGGCAUGGCUGCUCGGCGGUGCUUCCAGAGGCAGAAAGCCAGUGUGGGUGCUCAUCCAGCCUUUGAACAGGGACCUGUGAUCAUCCCAGCUGAAGAGCAGAAGAACCAAAGUGCUCUCCCCACCAAGAAGCGCAGCAAGUCCAUAUAUGACACUGUCACUGACACAGAGAUGGUGGAGAAAGUGUUUGGCUUCCUCCCAUCCAUGCUUGGAGGCCAGGAAGGCCAGGCCCCAGCACGCUUUGAGGAUCUGGAAACCAAGACCCCCAAACUCCCCGAGAUUGACCUGGACACAGUCCCCAUGGUGGAGGAGCCGAAGGAAGACAUGGAUGACCUGGCAGAGUACUCCUUUCACAAGUUCGCCGUGACUUACUUCCAGAAGUCAGCCAGCCACACACACAUCCGGCGGCUUCUCCGCUACCCACUGCUCUACCACGAUGACAACACUGACUACUCGGCUGCUCUGGCUGUGUGGACCAUCAUCCUGAGGUUUAUGGGUGACCUUCCAGAGCCAGUGCUGUACGCCAAGAACAGCCUUCGGGGCAGCCCAGUAAUGCCACAGAUCCAUGACAGGCUGGGUCAGGAGGGCAUGGCCCAGGGCGCACAGCACACUGGGCCUGUGCAGAGACUGAGCCACAGGGAUAGAGGGACCAAGGACAUCUCCUCCAUGAAGCUGAAGCGGUCCUCCCGGAUCACAGGCCAGGUGGCUAGCCAGCUGAGCACCGGAGAGGAAGCGUUCGACCCCGAUGGCCCCAUCUCAGACAGACCUAUGUCCAACCUGGAGAAGGUGCACUUCAUUGUGGGCUACGCCAUCCUUCGACCUGGCCUCAGGGAUGAGAUCUACUGCCAGAUCUGCAAGCAGCUCUCAGAGAACCCCAAAGUGAGCAGCCAGGCACGGGGCUGGAUCCUGCUCAGCCUCUGCCUGGGCUGCUUCCCACCCUCAGAGAGGUUCCUGAAGUUCCUCCUGAACUUUAUUGGCCAAGGGCCGGCCGGCUACGGACCCUUCUGUGCAGAGCGCCUGCGGCGCACCUGUGCCAAUGGGGUGCGCACGGAGCCCCCCACCUGGCUGGAGCUGCAGGCUGUCAAGUCUAAGAAGCACAUUCCCAUCCAAGUGAUCCUGGUGACUGGACAGAACCUGACUGUCACAGUGGACUCAGCCUCCACGUCUUGGGAAGUCUGCCUGCAUAUCGCCCAACAGCAGGACCUCAUCGACCACCUGGGCUUCUCCCUCCAGGUUGCUGUGUAUGACAAGUUCUGGUCCUUGGGCAGUGGGAAAGACCAUUUGAUGGAUGCCGUGGCCCGGUGUGAACAGCUGACCCAGGAGAGGGGCGAGAGCCAGCGGCAGUCCCCCUGGCGCAUCUACUUCCGGAAGGAGUUCUUCACCCCCUGGCAUGACUCCCAGGAAGACCCUAUCAGCACCAAGCUCAUUUACCGUCAAAUCCUCCAUGGAGUCUGGUCUGGCGAGUACAGCUUCGAGAGGGAAGAAGACCUGGUGGAACUGCUUGCCCGGCACUGCCACGUGCAGCUGGGUGCCUCAUCGGGGACUGAGGCUGUCCGGGACCUACUGCCCAGCUGCAUCCCCCCCAAGCUGUACAAGACCAAGCCCCCAGAAAAGUGGGCUAGCCUCGUCACUGCUGCUCAAGCCAAGGCUCUGUACACCCAGACAGGAGCAACAGCGCUGGCUGUGCGGCAGCAGGUAGUGGAUGCCGCCCGUCUGCAAUGGCCACUGCUCUUCUCUCGGCUCUUUGAAGUCACCACACUCUCCGGGCCCCGCCUCCCCAAGACACAGCUGAUCUUGGCCAUCAACUGGAAGGGGCUACAUUUCCUGGACCAGCGAGGGAGGAUGCUGCUGGAACUCUUCUUCCCAGAGGUCACAAGUCUGGUCACCAACAGGGAAUCCCGGGGUGGCCAGAGACUGCUGCUUUCCACGCUGCAUGCAGAAGAGUACGAGUUCACCACUCCCAGCAGCGUGGCAGUCGCUGAGCUGGUGGCUCUGUUCCUGGAGGGCCUGAAGGAGAGGUCCGUGUUUGCCAUGGCCCUGCAGGACAGGAAGACCACAGAUGAUGUCACCCUCCUGCCCUUCAAGAAGGGGGACUUGCUGGUCCUGACCAAGAAGCAAGGACUGCUGGUUUCUGAGAACUGGGCCCUGGGCCAAAAUGACAGGACAGGCAAGACGGGGCUGGUGCCCAUGGCGUGCCUCUACACCAUCCCCACGGUGAUUAAGCCCUCCAGCCAGCUGCUGAGCUUGCUGGCCAUGUCGCCGGAGAGGAGGAAGUUGGCAGCCCAAGAGGGGCUGCCCUCAGAUCUGCUGCCGGAGGAACAGCCCAGGGAGAAGCCACACACCCUGGAGGAGUUCUCCUACAAGUUCUUCAGGGCCCCGGAGAAGGAGACAGUGAGCAGAGCCAUGAUGCCCCUGGCCCGUACCCGGGGCCACCUGUGGUCCUACUCUAUGGAGCCGCUGCGGCAGCCACUACUCAAGCAUGUCCAUGACAAAGCUGACCUGCGAGAUGUCGCCUGCCAGAUCUUCCUUGCCAUCCUCAAGUACACAGGUGACUACCCAUCUCGGCAGGCCUGGCCCACCCUGCAGCUCACAGACCAGAUCUUCUCACUGGCCCUGCAGGAGCCAUCCCUACAGGACGAGGUCUACUGCCAAAUCCUCAAGCAGCUGACACACAACUCCAACAGGCACAGUGAGGAGCGAGGCUGGCAGCUGCUGUGGCUCUGCACAGGCCUCUUCCCUCCUGGAAAGGCACUGCUGCCCCACGCCCAGAAGUUCAUAGACACUCGGAGGAAGAAGCUGUUGGCUCUGGACUGUAGCCGCCGCAUCCAGAGGGUCCUGAGGACAGGGCCCCGGAAGCAGCCCCCACAUCAAGUCGAGGUGGAAGCUGCUGAGAAAAAUGUCUCCCGAGUCUGCCAUAAGAUCUACUUCCCCAAUGACACCAGCGAGAUGCUGGAGGUGGGCACCAACAAGCGAGUGCGAGAAGUGUGCGAGCUCAUCGCCACCAGGCUGCAGCUGGCCUCCUGGGAAGGCUGCAGCCUCUUCAUCAAGAUUGCGGAUAAGGUCAUCAGCCAGAAGGAAGGAGACUUCUUCUUUGACUCCUUGAGGCAGGUGUCCGACUGGGUGAGGAGGAACAAGCCUCAGAAAGAAGGGACACUGGUGACGCUCCCCUACCAGGUGUACUUCAUGCGGAAACUGUGGCUCAACGUGGUUCCAGGGAAGGAUGUGAAUGCAGACACCAUACUGCAUUACCACCAGGAGCUGCCCAAGUACCUGCGUGGGUUCUACAAGUGUUCCCGGGAAGAUGCCAUCCACCUGGCUGGCCUCAUUUACAAGGCCCAGUUUGACAAUGACCGAUCCCAGCUGGCGAGUGUCCCCAAGAUCCUGAGGGAUCUGGUGCCUGAAAACCUCACACGCCUGAUGUCCUCCGAGGAAUGGAGAAAGAGCCUCCUUCUUGAGUUCGAUAAGCACCAGGACAAGACAGUACAGGAGGCCAAAGUGGACUUCCUCAAGUGGAUCUGCCGCUGGCCCACCUUUGGGUCUGCCUUCUUCGAGGUGAAGCAAGCCUCGGAGCCCUCCUAUCCAGAUAUUGUCCUCGUGGCCAUCAACCGACAUGGUGUGCUGCUCAUCCACCCCAAGACCAAGGAGCUGCUCACCACCUACCCCUUCACCAAGAUCUCCAGCUGGAGCAGUGGCAGCACCUACUUCCACAUGGUGCUGGGGAGCCUGGGCCGCGGCAGCCGUCUGCUGUGCGAGACCUCGCUGGGCUACAAGAUGGAUGACCUGCUGACCUCCUACGUACAGCAGCUCCUGAGUGUGGUGAACAAGCAUCGAGGCUCCCGUGCCGCCCCCCUGGCCACCCCCUAGGAGUAGGUGGAUCCUAGCUGCCCACUUAGUCACCUUCCUCGUCUGGGUCUCGCCAGCUCAGGGCCUGGCCUCUGCAUGUAGCCUUCCAGCCCACCCUCUCCCAGCACACACCCCUGUCCUGAGUGCUGGCCACAGGGGCUGAAGGAGGUGUCAGGCCUCCAGGAUGAUGAUGAUGGCUCCCCUGAAUCUUCAAUAAAACCCACAGGGUGUG